Messenger RNA from Prorocentrum cordatum, 1188 nucleotides. NCBI's taxonomy places the organism in Eukaryota, Dinophyceae, Prorocentrales, Prorocentraceae. The record is from the annotation of a GenBank genome assembly.
AUGGCGCUUUUCACCCCCAAGAACUUCUACUCGUGCGGCUGCCUGUUCCUGGUGGGGGAGCACGCCCUGCUCGGGCGCCUGUCCGCCACGUGCCCCCCCGCGCCGGACGAGCUUGGCAUGCUCGGGCAGACGGUGCUCAGCCAGGACCCCCUGGUCGGGCGCCCUACCGUUGCUCUCUCGGCGGAAGGUCCGGUGGUGUCCGACCCCUGGUGCCUGCUGGACCUGGAGGCCUCCAGGAGAGGGUUCAAGUACGCCUUCCCCCCGGGCAUCUUGCAUAUCUGCCUGGCAGCCUACCGGUGCGAUGUGCGGUGUAAUAUCGGGUUCAGCACGGCGCCCGUGCUGAUUCGGGUCUACGCGCUGGAUGCAUUCGACUCGGUUCCCAGGGCGAUGAGCUUUUCCAGGACGAUCUCAUGUACUCAGGUUGUUCCAAGUCUCUUCAAGAAGCUGUUGCACGAGGCUGUGCUCAGGAGACUGGAGCGCGCCUCGUAUUCGAAGCUGAUGGUCGACUCGCUCACGCACCGCUUUUGGGGGUGCGAGGCCUGCCAAGAGGAGAGGGAGGAGCUCGUGGGCCAGGAUAUGAUCAGGUGGGCGAGCGAGGCCACAGGACCCGACCCUCCUAUCCGCGGUCGCAUCUUCCUGGACGGGAGCUGCUUCCCAUCCUUUCUCAAGGAGUUGUCUCGGGCUGGUUGGGGCUUCGUGGCGGCGUCGUUCGAAGGCCACCUGCUGGCCGGAGGCACGGGGGAGGCCGUCCUGUCCUCCCCGACCGUGCGCCCUGCCGCGGCGCUCAGGUGGUGCCUGCUCCUCGCCAUGCAGUGCCCGUACAAGGCCAAGUGCCAGUACGCCUACUACGUCUGCCUCGUCACCGCCGUCGUGGCGGGGACGUCCGGCGUCAUCAUGGGCAUGAUCGGCUAUUCGAUUGUCCACGUGGAUACCCUCAAAGAGCCUGACCUGACGCCUCACAAGAUGUCAACGUCAACCAAGAGGUGGGGCUACGUGGCUAGGACGUGCCCAUACGUUUCCCGCGGGCUGUUCGUGCUCGCGGGCAUGGCCGCGGGCGGCGCCAUCGCGGCGGCCCACUAUACCUGCCCGCCUGUGGGCGACGCGCAGUGGGAGAACCAGUGGCGCCAGCCCUGGCCGCGGUUCAUGCCGCGAUGGCGCGCCAGCGACGCUGGCGAAGGCGUUGGUUGA